This is a messenger RNA of Talaromyces rugulosus, 732 nucleotides long. RefSeq lists its product as uncharacterized. The transcript is spliced from 2 exons. Bases 1 to 732 code for a protein of 243 amino acids. The record is from RefSeq and is a predicted model, not a curated record. Lineage: Eukaryota; Fungi; Ascomycota; Eurotiomycetes; Eurotiales; Trichocomaceae.
AUGGAACAACACAUCGACCGACAAAAUCGGCUUAGCAUUUGUCCAUAUUUCAAUACCAUCUCCGUCACAAUUUGGGAGCCAGUCGCUGUCCCCUUUCAGAACUCCCAGCCUCUACCUACUCUACCUACAAUAGAUGAAAUCCGCGCUUGCACCAAUGUUCUGUGGGAGACCAGGGCCUCCAAGAUUGUGGCUGUGAACGACGACAUCGUUGUAAAGUAUGGCGGUUGCAUAGACGUCUGGGAAGGCCAAUCUUUGGUUUACCUUGAACGGUAUGUCCCAGAGGUUCCAGCUCCUCGACUGUACGCCAUGUACUAUGAUUCCGAACAACUUUUCUUGGUCAUGCAGCGCGCUCCCGGGGUGCAGCUGAAUUCCAUUUGGCCAUCAUUGGCGCAGUCUGAGAAGGACGACAUUAUCGCCCAACUCCAAGUAAUAUUUAACGCAAUGCGAAAGGCCGAGUGUCCAUGGCCCGACUUUUUCGGAGGCCUGGACGGGGGCGGCGUUUAUCACUACCUGUUCUAUAGCCAACAUGGCGAUGAGAAAUUUCUAGGGCCUUUCUCCAGCGAACCUGCCUUCGUUGCGGGCCUUGUCGGCAAUUAUAGAGCCCUGGUAGAGCGUAAUAACCUGCCAGGCUACAAGGCUCGCUUUUACGAAAAAUACCUCUCUCGCGUCCUUCAAGGUCACCGACCCACACUGACGCAUGGGGACAUUCAGCAGAAGAACAUUGUCGCCUAA